Trichosporon asahii var. asahii CBS 2479 is the source of this 1947-nucleotide messenger RNA. RefSeq lists its product as uncharacterized. Bases 1 to 1947 code for a protein of 648 amino acids. Gene Ontology annotation, cellular component: plasma membrane. The record is from RefSeq and is a predicted model, not a curated record. NCBI's taxonomy places the organism in Eukaryota, Fungi, Basidiomycota, Tremellomycetes, Trichosporonales, Trichosporonaceae. Gene Ontology annotation, biological process: cell division. The transcript is spliced from 3 exons.
AUGGCAGACGCCGAAUCCUUCCUCCUCCUUACCCUCCCCGGGGCCACCGUCACCCAGGACUUCCAGGGCGACCAGAUGGUUCUGGCCAAGGGCGAGCUUGCAAUUGACUGCGUGUCGCUCCCCAUCCCGCCCGAGAUUGGUCACCAGACGGCCAACCCGUUCUCGAACACGGAGCCUAACCCGACGCACGACCUCUGGCUCGUUCUGAAGGUCGGCCAUGACUUUGAGAACACGCUGGUGCCGGAGAACUUCCUCAUCCCGCGCGCCCCGCAGCGUGCGGGCGAGGGACCGAGCUACACGGUCCGCUCCCCCGACAUUCCGGGUGCAAGCCUGACGCUGUCCCUGCAGCCGCCGCAUUCGCUCGGUGAGGCAGAGGAUUUGCAGACCUACGAGACGCUGCUGCAGCAGUACGGUGCGCUGAAGCAGGGCGAGAGCGCUCUCACCGGUGUUCACCUGCCGAUGCUUGUGAACAAGGGCGAGGACCAGAAGGCCCACCCCGCUCCCGUCGGUGGACCCUCCACUGGCGCAGCUGUGGCUGGUGGCGCUGCUGCUGGUGCGGCCAGCGCGGCUGGCUCGGGCGCAUACGGCCAGUAUGACGAGAAGCACCCACCGCCGCCGGCGCAGCUGGAGGGCGACGCCACCAACGACCUCAAGGGCAAGCUUGUGCUUGUCGACCAGGACUCGGGCUCCGUUAUGGGCGAACUCGAUGCGCCUACGGUCGCCCAUGACGUGCACAACCAGGACCCGCAUGCGCCCGUCUUCGUCGACUUCGACAUGGCUGAGAAGUACGUCGGCCACCCUGUCGAGGUCACGCGCAUCCCGCCCGAGGAGCUGAACGACUCGACCAUUCUCUGGACGGCCGACAAGCUGAGCCGCGGCAUCUUGUGGUUCGGUGACGCCGGUGCGUCUGCGCUUCGCUCCGGCGCCGGUGCCUUCGUGAAGCGCACCCUUCCUCGCCCCGAGCCGAUGCACUUCUCCGACACAACCCGUAAGAACCUGGACCGCACCUACCGCACGACCGCCGGAGCGUCGCGCGUGACCCGCUCAACGCUGAACAGCGUGCACAAUGUCAUUGCACACCUUGUCUCGAAGAAGGACGCCAAGGAAGCCGGUGUCCCCGCCGAGUCUACCGGCCAGAGGCUCCGUGCCGAGGCUGGAUCGGCUUACAACACGCUCAUGGACGUCGGUGGUCCGGCACUCAACAAGCUCAAGGCGAAGGCUGGCUACGGUUCUAGCUCGGGAUACUCUUCUCCCGCGACAAGUGCCGGAGGCAAGCCGCCCCUGCCCACUAGCGAGAAGCCGCCCCUCCCGACCAGCGAGAAGCCUCCUCUUCCCCCUCGUACCGGAGAGGAGCCCCCUGCGUACGGUACCGCCGGCGCUUCCGGUGCCUACGCCUACGACCGCAAGGACGCCACGGGCACUCCCGGCGCCUACGGCCAGCAGCAGGCGUACAUCCAGACUUCGCAGCCGGGCAGCGGCGCCACGACCCCGUCGGGCAAGAAGCGUCCUCUCCUGAACCGUUCGCUUCUCGCCGUCGACUCUGUCCUGUCCUCGCUCGAGGCCGCCACGAACCAGCUCAUUUCGUCGGGUACCUCCGCCGCCUCCCAGAUGGCGACGCACAGGUACGGUGCCGAGGCGGGAGAGGCCGUGGCCCAGGUCGGCGGCUCGGCACGCAACGCCGUGCUUGUGUACGUUGAUGUGCGCGGAAUGGGCCGCCGCGCAAUCCUCAAGUCCACGGCCAAGGGAUACGUCAAAGCGCGCCUCCGCAGCGGCGAGAAGGUCGAGCUGCAGGGCCCGGGCCAGAACCAGCAGAGCCAGGCCCAGGUCGCGAGCCAGCAGACGAUCGGCGGCGCCGGCCCGAGCCAGGCCCAGGGCGCCGGCGGCAACGGCCUCUACGGGCACGGGAAGCAGGACAUUGUCGUCGACGUGCCGCAGAUGAAGAAGUGA